This is a messenger RNA of Diachasma alloeum, 611 nucleotides long. RefSeq names its product transmembrane inner ear expressed protein. The coding region runs from base 10 to 513 and encodes 167 amino acids. The record is from RefSeq and is a predicted model, not a curated record. The transcript is spliced from 2 exons. Lineage: Eukaryota; Metazoa; Arthropoda; Insecta; Hymenoptera; Braconidae.
UGAGCUGAGAUGGACUCGACGACGGUUUCACAGACGAUUCCAGACCCAUCGACGCCCCCCUGCAGCCCGGAGGAAGUGGCUGCUAAUAUCAGAGACUGUGGGGAGGGCGAAGUGGAGAAGUGGCUCGAGGACGAGGCCCUCGGUGGAUUCAGGGUCUGGCAGCUUGCUGCUGUCGUUAUCUCCAUUUUUCUCACUCUUGUCAUCGGCCUCUGCUGCUGCAUCAGGUUCAGAGUACCUCGGACUAAGCAGAAUAUCGAGGCUGACUACGUCAGAAAGAAGUUGACGAAGAACUUUAGGAGGGAAUUGUCCAAGAUUAGUAAUGGAGAGAUGGACGAAAUGGAUUUACGAAAAGCCCUGGAGAAGGUGCAAUCAUCCCUAGACGUCCAGGAAGACGACCAAGAGCCAGUGACAAUCGACAAGAGUCCGAAGCACCUGACCUGCGCCCUGAGCUUGAUGUUCCACAGGAUGAGAACUCGUCUAUCAAAAACCCCAGAGCCCCACACCGUCAUCUAGCAUAACAUCCACACUCCAUCAUUCUUACUAUCUCAAUUUCUCGUUUUAUUGCUGUAAAUAUGAUACAUAAAUUCGUUGAUUCAGCAUGCAACAGUUAA